This is a messenger RNA of Aegilops tauschii subsp. strangulata, 4978 nucleotides long. NCBI's taxonomy places the organism in Eukaryota, Viridiplantae, Streptophyta, Magnoliopsida, Poales, Poaceae. The record is from RefSeq and is a predicted model, not a curated record.
UUUUGAAAUUGGAAGGUACUUACGUCCUGGAAGCUGGAGAAGAGAGGCAAGAGUCAUGCGGUGAUUGUGUAAUUUAAUAUCCAUGUAUUUCUAUCUGAUCUAUCUGUCUUCUUUGGUCAAGUAGAUUGAUUUAUAUUCAAUGGGAGAGGUGCUUGGUAGUAGGUUCAAUCUUGCGGUGACCUUGCAAUGUGACAAGAGGGGUGAUAAGGCACGUAUUGUAUUGUUGCUAUUUGUGGUAAAAUGAGGGGGUUUGGUCUCAUAUUAAUUGAUCUUAUUCUAUCUACAUUAUAUUAUCUUGUUUAAUGUGUUACUCUGUUUGUAUGAACUUAAUACUUUGAGAUAUGUGCUGAAUAGCGGUAAUGGUGACAGGUGCGGCGUGUAUUUAAAUGGCAGGCCACCGGAAUCCGGUACAGAAGAUUUGACUCAGGCUACGUUCUCAGCAUACGACAGGAGAUUCCAAAACAUAUGGCACGUUAACAGCGCCGUACUCGUAGUAAUAAAAGAGCUUGCGGCGCCAGACCCUGCAGCCUAAGCUUGGACGGACUCACCAGCUAGCAGCAGCCUAGAGAGGUCAGCAAUGGCAUCUCUGUAGCUUUCCCUGUCGAUCCUUUCUAGCCAAGGAAAACAGUUCUUGCAGCGUCUUCUCCUCUGGCUUAACAAGCAGGGCUGCAACAGGAGCUGAUCCAUUUGGAAGCAACAGAGAUUGUGCACGUAGAUGGGUUCCCUCACAAACGGUGAGGUUGCUGAUUCUGAGACUCAGGUGACUCCCUUUGCUAAAGCUGGGUUUUUCAGCAAGAUGUCAUUUUGGUGGUUGAAUCCUCUAAUGAAGAUGGGCUACAAGAAACCCCUUGAGGACAAAGACAUGCCACUUUUAGGUGCCACAGAUCGAGCAUGCAACCAGUACUCGAUGGUCAUGGAGAAGAUGAAUGGCAAGGAGUCGCUAUCACACGCCACACCAUCAUUCUUCUGGACUAUUGUUUCUUGUCACAGGCGUGCAAUCUUGGUCUCAGGAUUCUUUGCUUUGCUCAAGGUUCUCACCUUAUCUGCUGGCCCAGUAAUCCUCAAGGCGUUCAUCAAUGUAUCACUUGGGAAAGGGACCUUUAAACACGAAGGCUAUGUGCUAGCUGCGUUAAUGUUCAUCUGCAAAUUCUGUGAAUCCCUGUCACAGAGACAGUGGAAUUUCCGCACUCGGAGAUUAGGACUGCAGGUGAGGUCAUUUCUGUCAGCAGCUAUUUAUAAGAAACAACAGAAGCUAUCAAAUGCAGCAAAAAUGAAGCACUCUUCUGGAAACAUUAUAAACUAUGUGACCGUCGAUGCAUAUCGGAUUGGAGAAUCCCCAUACUGGUUCCAUCAAACAUGGACAACAAGUGUUCAGCUUUGCAUUGCUCUGGCAAUUCUAUACAAUGCGGUUGGUGCUGCAAUGAUUUCAUCUUUGGUUGUCAUCAUUCUGACCGUACUGUGCAACGUUCCAUUGGCUAGACUGCAACACAAAUGUAAGACUAAACUUAUGGAAGCACAAGAUGUGAGAUUGAAAGCCAUGUCUGAGUCAUUAGUUCAUAUGAAGAUCUUGAAACUUUAUGCUUGGGAAGUUCACUUCAAGAAGGUCAUCGAGGGGCUGAGAAAGGUUGAGUACAAGUUGUUGUCAGCAUUUCAGCUUAUGAGGGCAUACAACAGUUUCAUGUUCUGGUCUUCACCUGUUUUGGUUUCGGCAGCGACCUUUCUGACAUGCUAUCUUUUGAAAAUCCCUCUUGAUGCUAGCAAUGUCUUCACCUUUGUGGCAACUCUACGUCUUGUGCAAGAACCAAUAAGGUUAGUACCAGAAGUUAUUGCCGUUGUGAUACAAGCUAAGGUUGCGUUCACUUGGAUAUCAAAGUUCCUUGAUGCACCUGAGCUAAACGGGCAAGUUAGGAAAAAAUACUUUGUUGGCAUUGAUUACCGUAUAGAGAUGAAUCUGUGUAGCUUCUCGUGGGACGAGAACACAUCAAAACCAACUCUAAAGAAUAUAAAUCUGAUUGUCAAAGGUGGAGAAAAGAUUGCGAUUUGUGGAGAGGUAGGAUCAGGAAAGUCGACGCUUUUGGCUGCUGUACUCGGAGAGGUACCAAAAACUGAAGGCAUGAUCCAACUCUGCGGAAAGAUAGCAUAUAUUUCUCAGAAUGCAUGGAUCCAAUCAGGAACUGUGCGAGACAAUAUUCUCUUUGGAUCAUCGAUGGAUGAGGAAAAAUACCACAACACACUCAUGAGGUGUUCGUUGGUCAAGGAUCUUGAAAUGUUGCCAUAUGGAGAUUGCACUCAAAUUGGGGAGAGAGGAGUAAAUCUUAGUGGUGGUCAGAAGCAGCGCGUCCAGCUUGCUCGUGCACUAUACCAAAAUGCAGACAUCUAUCUUCUUGAUGACCCUUUCAGUGCUGUUGAUGCCCAUACAGCAACAAGAACCGUGCAAGACAAUAUUCUCUUUGGAUCACCGAUGGACGUGGAAAGAUACCAGAACACACUCGUGAGGUGCUCGUUGGUCAAGGACCUUGAGAUGUUGCCAUAUGGAGAUUGUACUCAAAUUGGGGAGAGAGGAGUAAAUCUUAGUGGUGGUCAGAAGCAGCGGGUCCAGCUUGCUCGUGCACUAUACCAAAAUGCAGACAUCUAUCUUCUUGAUGACCCUUUCAGUGCCGUUGAUGUCCAUACAGCCACAAGUCUCUUCAAUGAAUAUAUCAUGAGUGCUCUAUCAGACAAGACUGUUCUUUUGGUGACCCAUCAAGUUGAUUUUCUACCUGUAUUUGACUCCAUUUUGUUAAUGUCAGAUGGAGAAGUUAUCCGGUCUGCACCUUAUCAAGAUCUAUUGGCAGAUUGUGAAGAAUUUAAAGACCUUGUAAAUGCCCAUAAAGAUACGGUGGGUGUUUCGGAUCUUAAUAACAACUCAGACUCUCAAAGAGCUAAGAAAGUAUCGAUCAAGGAGACAGUUGGUAUUCAUGGAAGCAGAUAUACAGAGUCUGUGAAGCCAUCGCAGGAAAAUCAACUGAUCAGGAAAGAGGAAAGGGAAACAGGGGAUGCAGGUGUUAAGCCUUAUAUGCUUUACCUGCGCCAGAACAAAGGUUUCCUGUAUUUCUCUUUUUGUGCUAUUUCUCACAUAGUUUUCAUAGCUGGGCAAAUAUCACAGAAUUCAUGGAUGGCUGCUAAUGUUCAAAAUCCUGAUGUUAGUACACUGAAGUUAAUUUAUGUGUACAUUAUUAUUGGAGUUUGCACAAUGCUCUUCUUACUAUCAAGAUCUUUAGGAAUCGUUGUUCUUGGGAUCCAGACAUCACGAUCCUUAUUUUCCCAGUUGCUCAAUUCAUUUUUCCGUGCACCAAUAUCCUUUUUUGAUUCUACUCCUCUAGGAAGGGUUCUUAGCCGGGUCUCUUCAGAUUUGAGUAUUGUUGACCUUGAUAUUCCAUUUGCCUUUGUGUUUAGCCUUUCUACUAGCUUAAAUGCAUAUAGCAAUCUAGGGGUAUUGGUUGUUAUUACAUGGCAAGCUCUGUUUGUAUCCGUGCCUAUGAUAGUUUUGGGAAUUUGGUUACAGGUACUAGCCUCGGCAAGGGAAUUGAUGCGGAUCAAUGGUACUACCAAGUCUGCUCUAGCAAAUCACUUAGGUGAAUCGAUUUCAGGGGCUACAACAAUAAGGGCCUUUGAGAAUGAAGAUCGUUUCUUUGCUAAAAAUUUGGAUCUUAUUGACAAGAAUGCCAGUCCAUAUUUCUACAAUUUUGCAGCAACUGAAUGGCUGAUUCAACGUCUGGAGAUAAUGAGCGCCACAGUUCUUUCUUUUUCUGCCUUUGUCAUGGCCAUUUCUCCUCAAGGAACUUUUAGCGCUGGUUUUGUGGGAAUGGCAUUGUCCUAUGGUCUUUCCCUAAAUAUUUCAUUUGUUUUCUCUAUUCAAUGCCAAUGCAACCUUGCAAAUCAAUUAAUCUCGGUGGAACGUGUGAACCAGUACAUGGACUUACAAAGUGAAGCAGCAGAAGCUGUUGAAGAAAAUCGACCAUUACCAGAUUGGCCCCAAGAUGGCAAUGUGGAGAUUAGAAAUUUGAAAAUCAGGUAUAGGGAAGAUACUCCCCUUGUACUACAUGGAAUCAGUUGCAAGUUUGAAGGUGGAGAUAAGAUUGGUAUAGUUGGUCGAACGGGAAGUGGCAAGACAACGUUAAUUGGUGCAUUGUUUCGACUUGUUGAACCUGCCGAAGGGAAAAUAAUUAUAGACUCUGUGGACAUCAGUACAAUAGGCUUACAUGACCUGCGUUCGCGUUUGGGUAUCAUUCCACAAGAUCCAACACUUUUUCAGGGUACAGUAAGGUACAAUCUAGAUCCUCUUGGGCAAUUCUCAGAUCAGCAAAUAUGGGAGGUUCUUCAAAAAUGUCAGCUUCUUGAAGUUGUCCAGGAGAAGGAACAGGGAUUGGAUUCACAUGUUGUGGAAGACGGGUCGAACUGGAGUAUGGGCCAAAGGCAGCUCUUCUGUCUGGGACGCGCACUGUUGAGAAGAUGCCGCAUCUUAGUUCUUGAUGAAGCGACAGCUUCUAUAGACAAUGCAACAGAUGCUAUUCUUCAGAAAACGAUCCGGACAGAAUUCAAAUAUUGCACUGUUGUUACGGUGGCCCACCGUAUACCAACAGUUAUGGACUGCGAUAUGGUACUUGCAAUGAGCGACGGGAAAGUAGUCGAGUUUGACAAACCUACAAAGCUCAUGGAAACUGAAGGAUCUCUCUUUCGUGAGCUGGUCAAGGAGUAUCGGUCAUACACAUCUAACACUAACUUUUAGAAGAGAAUGUCAAUUUCAUUUGUUUGCUUGCUGCAGCUCUAUUAGCUUUUAGAAAGGGAAUUCUUCUAUUUGGUACCUCAAGGAACGAAAAUACCAUCUGUCAGUUAUUGCCUUGAAAUUUCUUUGGCUAUCUUUUUCUACCAGAAACUCUGUGCACGGUGGACUGCCGGCCGCCUUCUUAAGAUAUAGAGGGAUAAAUGGGAGGGCCUU